Molecule: messenger RNA, 1058 nt
Organism: Arvicanthis niloticus (Nile rat)
Lineage: Eukaryota; Metazoa; Chordata; Mammalia; Rodentia; Muridae
Gene: Rwdd4
Product: RWD domain containing 4
Molecular function (GO): protein binding
Source: RefSeq, a predicted model, not a curated record
GUGAGAGGGGGCGGGGCUUCCUCGUCACCGCCCAUCAGUAGCUGGUCAAGAGGUCUGGGUGUCCCUUAACGUGAUCCCGGUUCCCGAUCGUGCAUAACAACGUGAUACUGGGUUCCCGGCCCACAGCCGACUGCGGGUGGCUUGGCGCUGCGGAGGAUCGGGAGCGCACGAGAUCUUACCCACGGCUGCCAGAAGGGUCUCCCUAGACCGAGGCGCGGAAACGGGGUGCCCCGGCCUCCCGCCCGCUGCUGGCCCAUUCUUCGCGGUAGCGAACGCCGUGCGCCCGGCGCGAUGGGUGCCAACGAGGACCAGGAGAUGGAAUUAGAAGCUUUACGAUCUAUUUAUGAAGGAGAUGAAAGUUUCCGGGAGUUAAGUCCAGUUUCAUUUCAAUAUAGGAUAGGUGAAGACGGCGAUCCCAAAGCCUUCCUGAUAGAGAUUUCCUGGACGGAGACAUACCCGCAAACACCUCCCGUCAUCUCUAUGAACGCCUUUUUUAACAACACCAUCUCCUCGGCUGUAAAGCAGAGCAUCUUAGCCAAGCUGCAGGAAGCAGUAGAAAUAAAUCUGGGCACGGCCAUGACCUACACCUUGUUCGAGUAUGCUAAGGACAACAAAGAGCAGCUCAUGGAGAACCAUCAUCCUGCCAGUUCUACAACAUCUGUAGCCAGUAUCAUCUCUGUUGAAACUCCCAGCACAGCCCCAUCAAGUAAGAAAAAAGAUAAGAAAGAACAACUUUCCAAGGCUCAGAAACGCAAGCUGGCAGAUAAAACAGAUCACAAAGGGGAACUCCCUCGAGGCUGGAACUGGGUUGACGUCGUGAAGCAUUUAAGCAAAACUGGCUCUAAAGAUGAUGAAUAGCAAGCAUCUGCAACCAAAGCAAGAACAGCCUCUGAAAAGCAGCCGGGUUCAGCAGCUCUCCUUACUUUACUGAGUGGCUUUUUUACAGGACAUUGUUCGUUUGUGUGUGUCUUGAAAAAUGUAAGUGGAAAGUCCAUGAAGAGCUUUGGUUGUAGUAAAUUAUUUUCACAAACUUGCCUUAAUAAAAGGUCAAAGUGUAA